Molecule: messenger RNA, 614 nt
Organism: Meloidogyne enterolobii
Lineage: Eukaryota; Metazoa; Nematoda; Chromadorea; Rhabditida; Meloidogynidae
Source: the annotation of a GenBank genome assembly
CCAAAAAAUUGGAACAAAAGAUGGCUUUUGUUCAGGAUGAAUGGCUAAGCCUUAGGGAUCAAUAUGAUAGGGUAUUAAAGGAAAAUGAGGCUUUACGUGAACAGAGGGCAUUUCCUGAAAAAUUGGAAGAAUUGGGGCGCUACAGAAAUCAAGUUCUCGAAAUGUCCAAAUGUAUAACAGCACUUCGCCAAUCUGCAGCAGAAAAAGACAGAAGGCAAGAAAUGUUGAUAAUCAAACUUAAAAGACUGCGAAUGAGAGCUUCUGGCCAACAAGAAAGUGACCGGCAAAGUUGCGCUGCUGGUUCUGAGGGUUCAGUAGAGGAUAGUGGAUCGCUUGGAUUAGAUACUAUAGCCGAGGAUUUAGACGAAGAUAUAGACAAUGCUAAUCACUUGGAAGAAUCUACCAACCAUUUUAGGGAAGAAUUAGAUUCUUUUAGAAAAAGAGAGAGACUUUUACAACAACAAUUAGCUAAUGUUCAAUCACAGAAUGAAUUAUUAGAAUUUCAAUUAGUUGAAUUAACUGAAGGAAGACAACAAUUAGAAAAUGGGGAGGUUACUAAUAUGGGCAAUAGAAAGGUACACAUAAAAAGGGGCAAUAAAAGGACAAUAUUGUAG